AUGUCCGCGCUGGUGAUUACGUUCAGCUCUCCGACUUAUGGCACCUCGAGAACCAAGAAGAUCAAACAGCAGCCAAACCUUUUUCAAAUGUCCCGAGGCCUACCUAUCUUCUCCGAACUCGCGCAGGAGCACAAGACGGUCAAAACGGUCAGAAGACUCCGGAAAUAAUGGCACUCGUAAUCAGGCGACCAACGAAAAUCUCUGACAAUAUGCUCGUUAUGGGACCAAAAAUUUCCGACCCCGUCCAAGUGCCUGCGAUUUUUUGGCCAUAUCCGCUGCCAAAGGCAACCGACUCUCUCUGGUGGAUUUUAGCUGCAGCGAAUUUAGAAUAUUGGACUCCAGAGCUCGCUCUUGAGUGCCAAUUCUCAUCCAUAGACUCUGAAAUUCGAUUUAGCCCAAUCUUUCAGAUUUACAGAACGUCUGGUUUUGGCCAUGGGUCAUGCUUGUUAUAAUGACAAUCCACUGAGCGCUGGAGAUCGACCCGAACUCAAGAAUUUUUCCAAGUUCCCGCGCUGUUCAAUGGCAGCCCCAAUUGCUUUUCAUGAAUGCUCAACGAUGGAAUCUCGCGUUCAGAAGUCCUUCACGAACCAUGGUCAAGUCCAUCAAGCUGUUGAACUACUGGAACAGCUGGCUGCGUUGUGUCCUGAAGUCGAGUCUGGAGAAGCCUCUGUCGUUGUACUCUCUCCAUAUGCAGCAGCCGUCACUGAGGUACGUUCCAUGCUGCCUGAAGUCCUCCAGAAAUUUCCGGCAAUGCGAGUUCGCGUAGCAACCGUUGAUCAGUAUCAAGGACAGGAAGCCGAGGUCGCUUUCUUCAUAACUACUCGAACCGCGACGCAAAGUAAGAACGAUUUUGCUUCAUACUCCCCACGCACCACGGUGGCCCUCACAAGGGCGCGUCAAGCCUUAGUGAUCCUUGGACGUCGCUCGUACAUCAAUCAUCACGCCAGCAUCGAGCUGCAAAAACUCCUGGAAUACGCUCGCAUUUCAUUUUCUGUUUCAUUUUUGUUUUCGAGUGCUUAUUAUUCCUAUAUCUUGCCUUUAUACAGUCCCUUUAUUAUUGUCAUGUCUGCAUAUUACCCUUCACACCAUUUGAUGUCAACGUCUCAAAUGUUCCUCUCGAUCGGCAAUAUUUUACAUUUGCAUAUCUCGUUGCUCUGGCAAUUCACAGUAAUCACUUUUGUUCUACUUUCAGAUCACCGCAAAACACCUUCAUCAGUACACCACUUCAUCCCCGCGCUGGUCCUAAAAUAA
Bursaphelenchus xylophilus (pine wood nematode) is the source of this 1251-nucleotide messenger RNA. The record is from the annotation of a GenBank genome assembly. Lineage: Eukaryota; Metazoa; Nematoda; Chromadorea; Rhabditida; Aphelenchoididae.